CACCAAUACCGUCGAUGCGUAGAUGAGUGAACAGCUUGAGCAUAUAGCAAUGAUUCCCGAUCAUCAUUCAUCACGUCUUCGCUUAGUGCGAACAACUGAUUGUUCGAAGGCGCUUGUCGGACCUUCGAUGCAUCCUGUUCAGAGUGUAGCGCGCUCACGGGAACAAGCCACGACGUUAUGACACGGUUGAGCGCAUACCGUCUCUGAGUAUAAAACACGACCUAAGCAUCGUAAAUGAGCAUCCGUCAACAGGAUUUCCUCUCUUUUACAGCAUGCUCGCCUACGCUCUUUCCUUGCUCCCAAUCCUGCUUUCCGCAGUCACGACGGCUUUGCCGACGUCGGAACGAGGCCUUACUGUCAAUGGAACGGCUGCCGUGACUACCUCCCUCGUAGCCCGGGCCCAAGAUCAGCCCCUCACUUUCGACAACUCCAACUGGAUCUGGACUGGAGAAACCGCGAGUCCAGGUGGUGCCGCCCCCAACGGUCCUCGUCCAUUCCGCAAGACAAUUCCUCACACCAAUACCAAGUGCCCCGUAUGUGCGACUGUCAUAAUCAUCGCUGAUAAUCGCUACACGCUCUAUGCCAACGGUGCUGAGAUCGGUUCUGGCAUAGCCUACGAAGGCAGCGGCUCUACAUCCCAGGUAUACACCGUCGGUCUCAACCCCGAAGUCGACAAUGUUAUCGCUAUCAAUGCCACCAACACCGGUGGUCCCGCCGGACUCAUCGCCACAAUUCAUGUCGACUACCUCGACGGAACCAGCGAGACGUUUGUCACGGACGCGUCUUGGAAGACUCUCCGAGCGCCCACUACGGCCGGCUUCGAAAACCCCAGCUUGGACGACUCCGCCUGGAUUGCAGCGAACGUUCAGGGUAAGGCCGGGAUGGCACCAUGGGGAGCUAUCGCCCUUCCGCCCGCCCUGGAUUUGACGCAGAGCAACUGGAUUUGGACGAAAGAAUCUGCUAACGCAGCAGUAACCGCACCUGUUGGAAACAGGGCCUUCAGAAAGACCAUCCAAUCGCCAUACGGAAAGGGAGCUGUCUGUGCGAAGGUGGUGUUGACCACAGACAAUGGCUACACCCUUUACGCUAACGGCCAAGACCUUGGUUCAGGAAGCGACUACACUGCCGCUCAAGCGUACUCCGUGCCCCAAUUGAACCCUGAUGAGAAUGUGUUCGCCGUGAAUGGCGUUAACACAGGAGGUCCCGCUGGUGUGAUUGGCACCAUCCUAGUGGCAUACAAUGACGGUACAUCGGUGUCCUACAUUACAGAUAACACCUGGAAAUCGUUCGUUGGAGUUCCAAGCGGGUUCGAGCUCCCGGCGACAAACGACGACGCUUGGGAUGAUGCCACGAUUUCGGGGAAGUACGGGGUCUCUCCGUGGGGUGCUAUAACCGUGCCAAGGGCUUGA
Messenger RNA from Desarmillaria tabescens, 1409 nucleotides. RefSeq names its product lectin. The record is from RefSeq and is a predicted model, not a curated record. The transcript has 5 exons. The coding region runs from base 273 to 1409 and encodes 378 amino acids. NCBI's taxonomy places the organism in Eukaryota, Fungi, Basidiomycota, Agaricomycetes, Agaricales, Physalacriaceae.